Molecule: messenger RNA, 1746 nt
Organism: Suillus fuscotomentosus
Lineage: Eukaryota; Fungi; Basidiomycota; Agaricomycetes; Boletales; Suillaceae
Exons: 15
Coding region: 1-1746 (581 amino acids)
Source: RefSeq, a predicted model, not a curated record
AUGUCUGAGCUACAUGUUCGUUGUGCCACUCCAACUAUGUCAAAUCCUGGCGACGAAGUGUCCUCAUAUGCUGAUGACAAACUCUCCAGCAUCGAUUCUACCGAGUCUCAAUCGGACCGCCGCGCAUUGGAGGAGGAUCCAAUCGAUUGGUGGGGCACCUAUGUCCCUUUAGAGUCAUGGAUUCCCCCCAAAUCGGAGAGCAUUCCGACAUUUCAAGGAUCAUCGGACUGGAAUCAUAUCCGGUUAUAUAAGUUCCGUGCCGAGCUUCCCCAUUAUGAAUAUCGAAGUGAUUCCAUGGGAAAGAAAGAGAAAAACAUGUAUGUAACUGAAUUGCUUCGGACCCCAAACUUUUUAAGAGGCCAACAUUCCCGAACAAUCAAAGGUCCUGUUGAAUUAGGAGGUGCAACAUCGGAAGACAUCACCAAAUGCCAUCAGUCCGGUGAUGGAUUCAACAAUUCUCCAGAUCCUUAUGAUUGUGGAUGGGACGAUCCGACUGUCGAUGGAGCUGCUGCCGUUCACGAGUUUUCCGCACCCGAUUCAUACAAUUGCGGAUGGGAGGAUGGCACCACAGCGCCGGAAGAGCUGCGAAGCCUGGAGAUGGUGCGAAAUGCAAUAUCUGAAGACAUCACCGCAUCCCAUGGAUCCGUGCCGGAUUCCAUGACUCUCAUCGAUGAUCCCUAUGAUUGCGGAUGGGAUGGUGCUAUUGCACCCUCAAAUCAGUUAUCGAUGCCUGAUCCUUAUGAUUGUGGAUGGGAGGACCAAACUGCAGCUCCGAAUGAAGUCAUAAUGCCGGGAAAGUUUGUUGGUUAUGUACUUCUUCACACUUCUACUAACCAGGUUAUAGGAUCAGAUAAUGAUGAACCGGAGGAAGGCGAGUACUAUCUUGGCAGCCAACAUUUGAUUACUCAACCGCAAAGCAGACUGGCUGCAUUGUCAAAUCUGAUGAGAAAUGAAGUUUUGCAGGAACCUAUACCCGCAGAUGAUGUAUACCAGUCCGAAUGGGAUGAUCCGAUGGUGAACAGGGCUGUAGAUACCGAAGCCUCAGCAAUGAAUGUCUCAUCGGAAGAAAGAUUGAAUCCAAGCCAGGAUGAAGGUAUAAAUCAACCUUCCUGCCAGGAAGGCCGUGAUUCAACAGAUGAUACGGCUCAUUUGUCACACUCUAUUGACAAUGAGACGGCUCUCUCAAAGUCAUCGACGGCCAAUCCUUACGACUGCGGAUGGGAGGAUGAUGCUUCGUUGCCAGAAAAAACAACAACAACGGAGAUAGCACCGAUGAUACAUAUGGAUGUGGGCGCAGGACUUUGCGAUGACCACAACUGCCGAGAUAUUUCAGGAUCCUUCGAUGAACAUGGGGACUAUAUGGAUGACGUUGAUAUGGAAAACACACUUCCGGACAUUCAAAAGGACAGCACCGAGGAUCUUUACGAUUGUGGUGGGACGAUCCAAUGGAUAACACAACUAUCAGGAGUACCGGAAGUAGGGGAGAGAAGUUAUAGACUUACAUCUUUACCUGCCACCUCAAGGCGGUCCUCUUCACCAGCCGAUCCCAAUGUGUUUGAGGAGGCUGAAGAGUCCAUGCGUCGAGCUAUCCAACGACUAAAUAGCAUAGGACAUAAUGACUUCGAUCGAUAUAUACACAGCAUUGUCACACCAGCGGUCACACGUGUGCCUGACCCUCGGCCGGCAAUCACAUUCAUGGCAAAUCGAAGUUUGUUUGGUGCAUACGCGGAUGCCAAAGAUCGGUGA